This is a messenger RNA of Oncorhynchus tshawytscha (Chinook salmon), 4808 nucleotides long. Its product is annotated as tyrosine-protein kinase JAK2-like. Bases 404 to 3757 code for a protein of 1117 amino acids. Gene Ontology annotation, biological process: cell surface receptor signaling pathway via JAK-STAT; cell differentiation; cytokine-mediated signaling pathway. The record is from RefSeq and is a predicted model, not a curated record. The transcript is spliced from 24 exons. Lineage: Eukaryota; Metazoa; Chordata; Actinopteri; Salmoniformes; Salmonidae. Gene Ontology annotation, molecular function: ATP binding; non-membrane spanning protein tyrosine kinase activity; cytokine receptor binding. Gene Ontology annotation, cellular component: membrane; cytosol; cytoskeleton.
CCCCCCCCGACGGUAUUACAGACUACAGUGGCUUGAAAUUACACUUUGCUUGGUUUUGUCACGGUCCAGCCAUGAGUAAUAUACUACAUAUGUCAACGUUUGCGUGCUAAUUUAUCAGCUAUAGAGUGAAAACUUUGUGCAAGAUAAAGUUUUCUAGAAAUCUAUUUAGAUUGCUGUCAAAUGUCAAACUAGCGUUCUACACGGAGUUAUCUCGCACCCAGAAUGAAUCGGAACAAGAACCAGACACGAAGGAGACGAAAUUAAUGGGGAAGCACGCGGACUGCAACGUUAAUGUUUUUAACUUCUGCAACAGUCAUAACUGUCUUUCGGAAAAAAAUACUACCCGGUAGCUACAACAUUCAGAACGAACAACGUCCAGGUGGAUGUAUCUGCUGAGCCACACAUGGACAUGGAGUGUCCAGUAUGUCCCUCGUCCAAUCAGAAUGGCUGUGUCCUAGACCCACUUCAUGUCUCCGAGCCCAAACAGGUAGUAGCCCCUCCCUGUCUGACGAUACACCUGUACCACCUGGGCAGGGGCGGGACCAAUAGCCCAGACCUCACCUAUCCUUCAGGGAACUAUGUGGCUGAGGAGCUGUGCAUCGAUGCGGCCAUGGCAUGCGGCCUGUCACCAAUGUACUGCAGCCUAUUUGGCCUGAUGAGGGAGAGCGACCGCAUGUGGUUCCCACCCAAUCACAUCCUCAAACUGGACGAAUCAGCAAAUGAGAUGCUCCUCUUCAGAGUGAGGUACUACUUCCCUGGCUGGUAUAACAACCGAGCCUCCUGUGCCCACCGCUAUGGGGUCAACAAGGGGCUGGAGAGCCCCGUCUUAGACGACACCGUCAUGUCCUACCUCUUUGCUCAGUGGCGUAGUGACUUUGUGGAUGGCUGGGUCAGUAUCCCAGUAAACCAUGAGGCCCAGGAGGAGUGUCUUGGCAUGGCUGUGUUGGAUAUGAUGAGGAUGGCUAAGGAGAGCAGCCAGGCUCCUGUGGACAUCUUCAACGACACCAGCUAUAAGUCAUUCCUGCCCAAGGACAUACGUGCCCGUAUCCAGGAGUACCACUUUGUGACCCGGAAGAGGAUCCGCCAUCGCUUCAAGAAGUUCAUCCAGCAGUUCUGCCAGUGUAAUGCCACCGCUCGCGAUCUCAAGCUCAAAUACCUGGCAAAUCUGGAGAUGCUGCAGCCAGCCCUCUACUCCGAGUGCUUCCGGGUCACAGAGCCCUCGGCUGGAGAGGUCACCAUCGUCGUCACGGGUAACAAUGGAAUUCAGUGGUCCCAGGGGAAGGAUAUGGAGAUAGAAAAGGGUUUCCAGACGUACUGUGAUUUCCCCGAGGUUAUAGACAUCAGCAUUAAGCAGGCCAACAAGGGCGGUGCUAUCGAGAGUCGUAUCGUCACCAUCAACAGACAGGACCAUCAGACUCUGGAGCUGGAGUUCCGUUCCCUGUCGGAGGCUCUGUCCUUUGUGUCCUUGGUGGAUGGCUACUACCGGCUCAUAGCAGACUCCCACCACUACCUGUGUAAAGAGACGGCGCCCCCUAAGCUGCUGGAGGCCAUUCAGAGCUACUGUCACGGCCCGGUUUCGAUGGAGUUUGCGACCAGUAAGCUGCGACGGUCUGGGAAUCAUAAGGGUCUGUACAUCCUCCGCAGCAGCCCUAAGGACUACAACAAAUACUUCCUGACCUUUGUAGUGGGGCAGAGUGACAGCCUGGUGGAGUUUAAGCACUGCCAGAUAGUGAAGACAGACCAGGGAGAGUACGUCCUCUCUGGGGCUAAGAAGAGCUUCAGCUCUCUAAGGGAGCUGCUCCACUGCUACCAGAAGGAGGCGCUGCGCUCUGACGGAUACAUCUUCAAGUUCACCAAGUGCUGCCCGCCAAAGGCUAAAGACAAGUCUAACCUGUUGGUCUGCAGGGGUAACCAGGGUGCUGAGGUACCGCUCUCCCCCUCCCUCCACAGACACAUUAGCCAGAUGGUGUUCCACAAGAUACGCAAAGAGGACCUUGUCAUCAAAGAAAGUCUGGGUCAGGGAACGUUCACUAAGAUCUUCUGUGGCGUGAGGAAGGAGCUUGGGGACUAUGGAGAGAUUCACCAGAUGGACGUCAUUGUCAAGAUCCUGGACAAGGCCCAUCGCAACUACUCCGAGUCGUUCUUUGAAGCCGCCAGUAUGAUGAGCCAGCUGUCCCAUAAGCACAUGCUCCUCAACUAUGGCGUGUGUGUCUGCGGGGAGGAAAACAUGAUGGUGCAGGAGUAUGUGAAGCUUGGCUCCCUGGAUACAUACCUGAAGAAGAAUAAGAGCUCUGUGAACAUCACCUGGAAGCUAGAGGUGGCCAAGCAGCUAGCCUGGGCUAUGCAUUACCUGGAGGAUAAGAACCUGAUCCAUGGAAACGUGUGUGCCAAGAACGUCCUGUUGAUCCGAGAGGAGGACAAGAAGACUGGGAACCCUCCCUUCAUCAAACUGAGUGACCCUGGAAUCAGCAUCACUGUCCUGCCCAAAGAUGUCUUGGUGGAGCGUAUCCCCUGGGUGCCUCCAGAGUGUAUAGAGGUGCCUAGACACCUUACUCUGGCCACGGAUAAGUGGGCCUUCGGCACAACCCUGUGGGAGAUCUGUAGUGGAGGAGACAAACCACUCAGCACACUGGACUGCUCCAAGAAAUGCCUGUUCUAUGAGGACCGCCACCAGCUGCCUGCUCCGAAGUGGACAGAGCUGGCCAAUCUCAUCAACAGCUGUAUGGACUAUGAGCCCUCCAACAGACCUUCCUUCAGAGCUGUCAUCAGAGACCUCAACAGCCUCUUCACUCCUGACUAUGAGUUGCUGGUGGAGAGUGACAUGGUGCCCAGCAGGACCAGAGGGUUUGGGUUCCCAGGGACUUUUGAGAACCAGGAGCCCGCUCUGUUUGAAGAGAGACAUCUCAUCUUCCUCAAGCAGCUGGGGAAGGGUAACUUUGGCAGUGUGGAGAUGUGUAGGUACGAUCCUCUGCUCGACAACACAGGGGAGGUGGUGGCAGUCAAGAAGCUGCAGCACAGCACAGCCGAACACCUCAGAGACUUUGAACGGGAGAUCGAGAUCCUCAAGUCCCUCCAGCAUGAUAACAUCGUCAAGUACAAGGGAGUGUGCUACAGCGCUGGUCGGAGGAACCUGCAUCUGAUCAUGGAGUACCUCCCCUACGGCAGUCUGAGAGACUACCUCGUCAAGAACAAGGAUCGCUUCGACUACAAGAAACUCCUGCUCUACGCCUCACAGAUCUGCAAGGGCAUGGACUACCUGGCGACCAAGCGCUACAUCCACAGAGACCUGGCCACCCGUAACAUCUUGGUAGAGAGUGAGCUGAGGGUGAAGAUAGGAGACUUUGGGCUCACCAAGGUCCUGCCUCAGGACAAGGACUACUACACCGUCAGAGAGCCGGGAGAGAGCCCCAUCUUCUGGUAUGCCCCCGAGUCGCUGACUGAGAGCAAGUUUUCAGUGGGCUCUGACGUGUGGAGCUUUGGAGUGGUCCUGUACGAGCUGUACACCCACAGCGACAAGGACUGCAGUCCUCCAGCCGUGUUCAUGGAUAAGAUGGGCCGUGACAAGCAGGGUCAGAUGAUAGUGUACCACCUCAUUGAUCUCCUGAAGAGAGGAUACAGACUCCCUGCUCCCCAGGGCUGUCCUGAGGAGAUCCACAACAUGAUGACAGAGUGCUGGAAUGGUGACCCAGGUCUGCGGCCCACCUUCAAGAAGUUAGCCCAGAGUGUGGACACGUUCCGGGACAGUGAAGAGGGCUGAGGAACCCUUCCUGGAGGGCUCUACUGGAGGUGACCUGGCCCAGCCCACAUGAUCACCUUGUCCAGUAAAGAAACGCUCAUUUUCCAUUGUAAAACGUUUUGCUACGGUGUGCCCUAAUCAAUACAACCCUGACGACGCCUUAACUCUCAAAGACUACGACAAUGGAGUCACUUGAGCCAACAGUCUUCUGGAGCAGAUAGGAGGAGCAAACGGGGAGGAUUACCAAUGGCAUUCUGGGAGAAAUCACAAAAAGACAAUAUUGAAGUCUGCCUUUGUGUGCGAACCUAGCCCCUUUUUUCCACUGAUUUGGGGAAGGGAAAUGACCACAUGCUGUUCCUUUGCUGUUGUGUUUUCACUGUGCCUAUUAUGACUUAUUUUGGGCUCUGGCCUCAGACUCCAGCACAGGCAGAACACACUCAGCUGUUGUAUAUGCUGAUGCUAAUGGCAGCACAGAAACACGUCAAGGAUAGCAAUACGGAAGACGUACAUUUAGUAAAGACGUUAAGACUGUUCCAUCUGCCUGCCUCCCUCAACUCAAGUGGAUUAUGUCAAACCACUUUUCUCUUUGUCACGGUAAUCCACAUUGCGUUAAUGUGCCAUCAUCUGACCUGCUGACCUCCCAUUGGAAUAUGGAUAUGCACUUCUGCCGGAUCAGUAGUACGUAUAAGAACAUGGACGAGACUGUUUUGUCUGUCAGUAUAUUUAGGUUGUCUGUCUGUCUUUUUUUCUUUUAGGUUGUCAUAGAUGAUGUCAAUGUCAAAACUUUGAAGGUUAAAGUGUUUUGAGUGAACAUAUUUGUUAUUUUUCAUUAAAAAAAUAUUUAAAAAGUGAUAAUCUAUGAUCAUGGCGAGGAAAGGGUUUUAACAUGUAUUUAUAUCAUUGUUUUAUACAAGCCAGUGUUUACCUGUUUGUGAGUUGAACGUAAGUGUGCUGGUGUUGCAUUUGAGUUAUAAUGCUUAGGCUAAACUGAUUGUAAAAUAUCAGCUAUUUUAUAUCAAAGCAGUCGUACAGUAUUAAAGGGUAUGUUAUUGCAAAACUGGUCAGAAAUGGA